This is a messenger RNA of Lymnaea stagnalis (great pond snail), 16717 nucleotides long. NCBI's taxonomy places the organism in Eukaryota, Metazoa, Mollusca, Gastropoda, Lymnaeidae. The record is from the annotation of a GenBank genome assembly.
ACAGAUUGUGUUGACAACGAUGGCGGCGAUAUGCAAACUAUGUAUUACUGCUUUAAAAAGUGGCAAAUGUCUACAGCUAUUACACCGAACAAAUUUUGUGCAUAUUUCAUAUAGGAGAUAUGUUGCAUCAAAAUCUAUGCUGCAAGAGCUUUAUAGAGUUACAAAAGCAGCAGCUGAAGGUAUUUCAAAUGUCAUACUACUCAUACUCAUUCAUACACAACUUAAUGACUUAAUAAUACUUUAUAAGUUUCACUUAAAAAACGUACCUGAUCUCAUCACUCAACUGUCAACUGUGAUCACUGACAGUGAGUGGUUGUAGAAGACAGUCACCCACCACUGCAGUAAAAAUUUUCUACUGAACUAUUCAAAAUAUAUAAUGAAAAUGAACGUAAACAGAAAUAGAAAUACUAAAUUAUUUUGAAAAUAUCUUUAAAAACAACUUUAAACAAGAUCACAACUACAACUUACAAUUACACCUCAGACAACUGUCAAUAAGCCACUAUAUUUCUCUGAUAAACUAAAACAAAUUAAACUUGGAAUGGAAAUUUUUAAUUAAUUUUUGGCAAUCCUCUGAAGUCCGGUCCCAAAUUAUUUCCAAUGAUUACUCCUUACUUAAAAGUCUUAGACAUCAUGUUGUUUUGAAAUUCAUGUUUGCAGUAGUGGACGAUGUUGGAUGGAGGCUGUUGGCCGUCGAGAUGCACAAACACUCGGCGCAUUUUCACUAAUCAUGUGUUACCAGGGACAGCUAUUGUCACCGACGAUUUGGUGAGAAUGUCAAAAUGUUGGUCAGCUCAACAACGGGAUUUAUGCACAAACUGUCAUGUGCAUGCGCAUGAAUUUGUUGAUCCAGUAGACCAGGACAUUCACACAUAAAAUAUUGUAGGACUUUGGAUGCACUCGAAACAAAAACUCUGCUAUCAGAAGGGUACUAGUUGCGGUCUGUUUGCCAGCUACUUGGGGGCCUUUCAGUGGUGCAACAGUCACAAGCAGAACGUUUUCGGCUGGUAUUUGCAAAUGCUAUGCGCCAAUUACAAUAUUUAGUAUUUACUGACUGGUUUGUAAAGUGACAGUUAUUUGCAAAAGCUAUGACUGACAUGUCUGCUGUUUUCUAACAAUAAACACUGUGUGUUGCAUUUUUUUCAUACGAAAUAAUUUGGGACCGGACUUCGGAGGAUUGCCUAAUUUUUGUUCAAGAUUUCAAAUUGGGCCUACUGGGCUAAUUUUAAAUUUUCAGGAUAUAGACCAUACUAAGAGUAAGACAUUAUGUCAUUAUUAAUACAUUAAUUUAAUAAAUAUUAUAACUAAUGUAAUUUUUGGUAAAUUUACGCAAUGCGCACCAUUUAUAAUUGUUUCCCAUGGCUGCCAUCUCGGUUACCUUUCAUGCCCUGUGAACUGGUGAUGGCAGCCAUGGUAGUGCAAACACCUGUCUGCUAAAAUGGGGAGGUGAAAGAGAGAGAACGGGCUGCUUGUUGUUUUAGUUAAUUACUAGGUACUUUGACAGAAAUUUUUAUUAUUGAUAUUGUCCUAUUGCCUAUUGCCAUCAAUAAUAAACCAUUUUAAAAGGCUAGCUAUAAGCUUUACAAAAAUUUCAUCUUUCUAUCUUUUAUGACAAUGAAGUUAUGAAUUUUUUGAACCUCCUUUAUCUUUUUAUUUUACUGCAAAAAUGUGUGACCGACUUUCCAAAAUUUCUGACUUAUUAGCCCAAAACUUUUUUAUUUUACAAGAUAAUGCUAUCAGAUUUCAGGAGACAUUCUCAAUGCAAAAUACAACACAAUAAACAACAACGAUUUUACAUAACAUCAAGACUUUGUAUUUCGGAUAAUUUUAUUUGAGUGUUUGUUAAGAAAAAUGAUAACAGAAUAAUUGGAAAAAAUACAAUUUAUAAAGGAAAAAACAAAAUAAAGCAUGUUUAUUGUAUUUCUAAUUAAGUAUAUGCUUCAGUUAAAUUUUAAAUCAAUUCUUAUAUUUAUAAAAGGUAAGCAGAAGUCUUUUUUAAAAUAAAAUUAAAUGCAUGAAAUUACAAGUCAAAACAACCCCAAAAAAAACCACAAGACUAUACAAGCAUACCAGUAUCAGUAUGUGAUUAAAUUUCAAAAGGUAAUGGGAAUGUUCUGCCUGUCAUGUUCUACUUAAACUGCUCUACAGACUUCUUGGUCUUGUUGUUGAAUCCCACAAUCUCUCCUUCAUAAACUUUGAAUUUGCCAUCUACAUCCAAACGUGCCCCCAUCAUUGUCGACCGAUGGAAGGAAUUCCACUGAGUUCUUCAAUGGAUAAUUAAAAUUUUCUCUUAUAUCCGAAACAACCCUAGAAACAACAUCUAAUCAUAUUAAAUCAUAAUCCUGAAUCUACAAAGUUUCUUAUUAAUAUUAUUCAAUUUUCGUCUUUAUUUAUUAUUUAUCGAAACUUAUUUAAGAAACUUUUUAGAUUUAUUAUUAUUAAUGGAUAAUUAACUGUAAUGUCAUGUGCAAAUCAAUGUGGUCAUUUAUAUACAUUUGUAGCACCAGUCUCGACAUUAAAGAUGUACAAUAAUACACACAAUUUCUAUUAAAUCUAUUUAUCUAUCUCUGAUACAAAUAAGCUUUGAGUUGUUGUUUUUUCUUCUCAACAAUUUUUAAAACGUAAUUAUUAUUUUUUUGGUUAAAUUUCUCUUUCCAGAGCAGCAACCCAUGCCAGACCAGAAUCCUGACGCAAUAUUUGCCAACAAUGAGCUUUCCUUGAGCAACAUAGAAGUCUAUGGUUUUGACUAUGACUACACUUUAGCCACCUACACGCCCAAAUUACAUGAACUUAUUUUCACUCUCGGGAAAGAAGCUCUGGUUGAUCAGCUAAAGGUGAGAUAUAUCAAAUUUAGGUCCACAACUUGCCUACAUUUCUGUAACAUAAUUGUGUAAUUUAUUCAGAGCCCAUCUGACAUGCAAUGCUGAAAUAUGCAAAUGGAUUUAGAUAUGAAUAUCUGUUUGUUUAAAUACUUUACAGUAUCCUGAGGCUAUUCUAGAUCUGGAGUAUGAUGUAGAUUUUGCUGUUCGAGGUUUGCACUAUGACAUUAAAAAGGUGAGUCCACUGAUAAGACGGUUUCAGAAAUAAACAGGGGAUAGUUCUUUAUGGGGGAAGUGGUUAGUUUGUGUUGCUUUAGGAUAUUGUUCCCUCAGUUUUAGGCCUUCCUUUGCAUACAGACUUGAUGGAAACCGUAUUUCCAAAAUAUUACCUGACUAUCCCUAAAAAAUCUACAUAGAUAUUUGUCAUUUCUCCUUGAGCCAUUAUUUGCUUCAUUUUUUUAAGCAAUGUUAAUAAUUGAUGAUGCUGUCCUGUCAUUUUGCUUCUGUUAAUGUUUGUAGAGUUGAUCAGAAUAUAGUAGAGAAAAACCAGAAACUUUGAUAUAUAUUAAUGUUUAAUAUACUUUUAUACCAUGUUUAGUGUGUAAUACCCUUUAUCAUUUGUGAGAGCAGGAUAAGGCUGUAAUAGUUUCAUGUUCAUGUUUUUUUUGUUUUUUGUUGUUGUUUUUUUUUUGCUUGUAUAACUUCUACUAAACUUUUUAUUAUUAUUCAGGGUGUUUUUAUGAAGAUCGACCAGUUCCAUAACAUUCAACUUGGCACAGUGUACAGGUCAGCCAAAACAGGAUUUAGAACUCUAUAUACAACUGAUACAGCUUAAUAUAAUUAAUGGUAUCUGUUGUGUGCAUACAGAGCUUAAUACUGAAUCAAUAUAUUAUUAACAUGUCAUAAUAAUCUGUUCCUUGAUAGGUGACAAAGAUCCAAUCAACUUUCUAUAGCUCUGUCAGCUUUUGUGUAAGAUUUUAGCACUUUUAUUUUCACUGUUGCAGAGGAAUGCACCCAGUACCGGAUGAAGAAGUGAAAACUUUAUUUGAAGGGACUCACAUAUCAGUUGAAAACAUGAACACCUUCUAUGGAGUGGUAAGUUUUCUUGAUCUUGAAUGGUUAUUAAGGAAAAUGUUUUGGGACAGAGUUUAAAAAAUAACUAUUUCAGGAAGUAAUUGUCAAUAAUUAAAUGUUAAGUUAUCUGGUCUCUUGAUCUUCUAGUUAUAUAUUUUUUUUUACAUUGUCAUUAAAUUUAAACUAAAGGACAAUGUAUUAUACUAUUUAUACUCGGUAUGCAUUCAAGUUGCACUCGGACUGCUUCACUGCUGAAGAUAAUUGUGUUUUCAUUCUUCUCAGGGACCAAUGCAUCAGAUGGUCGACUUGUUUGCCCUCCCUGAAAUCACUUUGGUCUCACUGGUGACAGAGGUGGGUCAGAGCUUUUGAAACGCAGUUGUUGCUUUGAAAUUUGGGGGAAACAAAAAUGUAUUCACUUUACUCCACAUGGAAGUAAAAUUCAUUUUAAAAUCAUGUAAUUGUUAAACUCUUAUUGGACACAUAUUUUUAAUGAUGGCUUUCGUUCAAGGAUUGCUUCUGUGUGUGGGCAGUAAAGGGCUGAAAGUAUUUUAAAACACUUUUCAAAACUUUAUUGUUUUAUUAACAACUCGUGAGACUUUUAUUAAAUAUUAGAGAUUGUAAUUUUUAAAAGAAAAGAUUAGUCAUUCAUAUGGUGUUUUAAGCUGUUGAUGCUGCAAUGUCACUGAUUCAAAUAAAUUGAAGCACUAUUUUUGUCCACAGUAUUUUAUUUCCAACAACAUCACUUAUGAUCCAGAAUAUGUCUUCUUUGAUAUUCGUGUAAGUAGUUUGCAUUAAAUGCCAAGCAGAUUUCUCAUCAUUCUGUUUUAUUACCUCAGGAAGCUUUGUAAUGUUUGAACACCCGAAAGACAAUCGUAUUGAUUUCUUAAACUGUUGGAUAACAUGUGCUAAAUAGUCAUUUCCUAUCACCUGGCAGGCGUCCACUGUGAAUUCCAGUCUAAGUAGGAAUAAAUAGUUCUUAAGAGAAAUGCUGGUAGACCACACAGUAUUUGGCCUUGAACGAGGAUGGCAACACUCUAGGAGAACUUAAUGGUUAUUAAGGGGAAUGUUUUGGGACAAAGUUAAAGCAGAACUAUUCAGGAAGUAAUUGUCAAUAAUUAAAUGCGUUAUCUGGUCUCUUUUCCGCUGUUGAUCUAUAUAGAUAUAGAGAUUAUUUGAGUUUUUUGCUCAAUACUCAUUUACUGUAAAUAUUUUGAUAUAUUAUUUUUAAAAUACAAAAAGUUACAACUAAAAGCAUAUUUUAAAAAAAAAAUUAAAUGAAAGUGUAUGCAUUAAUUUUUUUUUACAAAUAUUGCUUUAUACAUUAGUUAUUUGCUGUACAUAGUGGUUGUUGCAGUAACAACUUUUACAAUUAAUUCAUGCUACAGAUGGCUAUUUGAAGCUCCAAUAAUCUUUAAAAAGCCUUUGAUGUCUGCCUUUGUUACUUGAUUUGAUUGUAAAAUCUCUUACUAUGACGAUGUAAAUAAUAUUGUGUAUCUAAAUAUCAUUAUGCUUCCCAGAGCCGAGUACAGGUCAACAACCCUUUAUCUAAAACAUGGGGAUCUGGUGUCUUUCAGAAUAACGAAAUUUUUGGAUUUCUUAACGGUAGUAUAGCAUUGUUGUUCAUCUGCAGGGCUCUAUCGGGAUUUGUGGGGGAGGUGUUGCACCUGUUUAAAUUUUCUGGUACUGAAAAAGAUUAACUGCUGAAUCUGUGUAUGAAUCCCAGUAACUUUUACUAGUAUGGUGGGGCUUAGCCUUGGUUUUAAGCGUACUCCCUAAAGUUAGCCUAAUAAACUCCCCACUUCCUGCUGACACAGCGCCAUGUCCUACCUGCCAGUCAAGCAAGGGCAUACGCCAUCAAGGAUCCCUUUCUGUUUUGCACUGUCUGUGGCCACACUCUAUUACUCUAAAUGUAAUUCCCAUUAUUAGUGUCAUUGCUCUCUCAUUAGGUCCUUUCUUCAAAUAUCCCUAGGUCUACCUCGACCUCUUACCCCUUUGUGCUAAGAUGUGUCGAAGGUGGAAGUGGUAAUAGGCUGUCACUACCGUUCUCAAUGGCUGAGAUCUCUUGUAGUCCCUGACGACCUGUUUCAACUCCUGGCGUUUGUGUGUAGCCUAUAGACCCUAAUAUUAUAUUAUAUAGAAGCUCUUAGUGGGUUAGUAUUCAUCAAACUUAAAUUUAUAAAGCUAUCAAGCUGGCAAUUUGGUUGCAUGCGAUUUGGCAAUGUUCCUUUUGCUAAGCUACUCUUACAUGUCUUUGCUGCACAGUUAAAAGUAAUCUGUUUCUCUUUUUUGGAUAUGUUAACAAUUUUUUGGAUUUUUUUAAUCUAAAAAUAUAUACAGUGGUCCCUCAUCUAUUGAGGGGGUUAGAUUCCAGGAACACCCCCCCCCCCCAAUAUAAAAGUAAUUCUUUUCUCUUUUUUGGAUAUGUUAAAAAUUUUUUGGAUUUUUUUAAUCUAAAAAUAUAUACAGGGGGCCCCCCUCUAUUGAGGGGGUUAGGUUCCAGGAACACCCCCCCCCCCCCAAUGUUAGGCGAAAAUCCACAAAGUGGCGACCUUUUAUUUAAUUUAUUAUUUAUAUAUUUUUUUAAGCUUUAUAAACCCUCCCCACACUCUUAUAAAUCUUUCCCACGCUGCUAUUAACCUUUCCCACAUACUUAUAAACAAUUCUUAUGCUCUUAAACACUUUCUACACCUAAACCUAAAUAAUUUUAACACCAUAUAAAUUUCUAUAUGGUGUUAAAAUAUAUACAAGUAAAAUAUCUGAAAUUCAGUGUGACCCCGAAAAAUCAACAACUAUAUGGCAAAGGGCAGCUGUACAUUGAGACAUGUUCAUGACAUGAAUGUUGCUAUUUUAUAGAUGUAUAAUUACUUUUAGCAGCUAUUUGUCAGGGAAAAUAGGGCAUAUUUGUCCAGGGUAAAUAGCUGAAGUGAUUUCUGGUAGAGCCCUAUCUUUUUUAAUCACAAUAGUGUGGUCAACAAACAACACUAAUAAGUGUAAGAAGCCCAGGACAACUUCUUUGUAAAAAUUUUGACCAUAAAGUUUGGAUGCAGGUUGUGCAUAAUUUUUAUAAAUGACCUUAACAUUACUAAGUUGAUUUGUUUUGAGGAGCAUUUCAGAUGAUGAGUUGUGGACCUGUAUUUUUUUUAAAUUUGGUUUUCCACAUCAUAAUAUUAAUGGCAUGGUGGAUUUAAUUCCAUAUCUUACAUCAUUCUUUUGAAUAUUUAUUUUUUUAUUUAAAUAUUUACCAAGAAAAUACGUUUUAAAAUACUCUAAUCUUUUAAACCAUAAGGCGUACCUCACCAUUUAUGUCAAAGAAAUCCUGUUUUGAUGUCUCUCAGGGAACUAUUUAGUUACAAGUCAACUGUCUCUUAACACAGAUAUUUUGCUCUUUUGUUUUCCCCAGAACACGGUGCAAGGAAUUCACAACUCCGGCGUGCUCCAUCAAGCAAUCAUUAAAGACCUAGGUAUGAACAAAUAGCUUUAUUUAUCCUAAAACUGUGUCUGUCAUUGCCAUGUGUACCACCACCAGAGGCUGACUCCCACAACACUAUAUAAAGCUCCCUCCUUCUUCUCAGGGCAUCUGCCACUAAAUGGAGCAAUCCUGUGAUUAUAUUGGUCUGUGAAAAAGUCAUAAGCCUCUAUCUAUCUAUCAAAGAAGUUAAUUUCUGUUAAUUUAUGGGAGAAAUGCUCAUCUCUUUUUUUAAAUAUUUCUUGUAAUAAUUCUCCCCAUUUUUAAUGAGGUGCUUAUCAUUUGAUGUUAUAAUAACUGCUUAGAUAGUUACCUUUAACUGUGACAAACUCGUCCACAACUCUGUUCUUGUUAUCUUUAAAUUAAUCAUUGAAAUGUGUAGUUUGAUGGGAUGAAUCAAACUUUAUUUUGAAAUUGUUACAAUUUAUGCCUUUGACCUAUUUUCCAUUGGCCCGAUUUUGUUAACAAUUUGAGAUUCCAAUUCUUGUGACAGACCAAUACUUGUAUUCAGAGAAGUGCUAUGAGACAAAACUGCUGUUGGAGAAUUUAGCCAAUGAGGGGAAAAAACUCUUUUUGAUCACCAACAGCGGUUUCCCUUUCAUGUGAGUGCCAGUUCAAUCUUGUGAGAUGUAUUUUUGCCAAACUUUCAAUCUUGUAAGAUGUAUUUUUUCCAAACAUUUAAUCUUGUAAGAUGUAUUUUUGCCAAACAUUCAAUCUUGUAAGAUGUAUUUUUGCCAAACAUUCAAUCUUGUAAGGUGUACUUUCUAGCAAACAAUAGUAGAUUAAUGUGUAUUUGUUUGAUGUCCUCAGUGAUCAUGGCAUGACCUACAUGGUUGGCAAAGAAUGGAAGGAAUUAUUUGAUAUUGUCAUAGUCAAUGCUAGGAAACCUAAGUUCUUUAAAGAAGGUUACAGGUGAGGAGAUCCCUUUUGGUCCCAGUGACUGUUUUUUGGUGUUGUAACCAAUAUUAUUUUGGUAACUAUUUGUAAAUACAAAGUACAGAGAAUGAGUUAGAUUUGAUUUGGUAGCUACUUGUAUGAAUGCAAAUAUUUUUAUUCUAAUUCAAGUUUAUGAAGGAAAUCAUUUUAUUCUAAUUCAAGUUUAUGAAAGCAAUCAUUUUAUUCUAAUUCAAGUUUAUGUAGAUACUUCGAUGAAACAAGGGAGACUACUACUUUUUUUUGUAUCGGAAAUGGGCGUCGGCGCUGAAAAAUCAGAGUUUUUAAUUUUCCGAUGUGUGUGUCUAUUUAUUAUUAAAUUAGUUCUUUCGACAUAUAUUUGAGUUCCGUUUCCGGCCUUAUAAUUUGGAAGACAUCUUGGCCUACAUUUCUAGCCAGCUAUUUUGCUUUUUUCAAUCGACCUUUAUUUUGAAAAUCUUUGGUAUAUAUAAGGCAUCUUCGCAUACAAAAUUUUUUGUGAAAUAAUAAGAUAAGGUCCUUUUUGAUUAAAUCUGUAUGAGCAUUAGAUAUUGAUCUAUAUCUGUGCCAAGUUUCAUUGAUGUAGGUCGUGUCUCACGUUUGUUACACUUGUCACAGUGACCCAUAUCACCAUAAGGUGGCUCAGCCUAAUUUCGACAUGGCGUGGGCCACGCCCCCUUUUUAAUGGCGGAAGUUGCCGAUACUUAGGAAAUAUUUAAUUAUUACCACUAUAUACAUCAAAAUAUUUUAUAUUUUGUGUUUCAGAAUGCAUUUUGAAGACAUUUAAACUGGAAUGUUUUAAUUUGAGCUAUAAAAACCCUGUAGAGUCCAUAUUAUAAAUGAUCAGAAUUUUCCCUGUGCAACACGUUGUCAUUGGCAACCAAGCACAGCCACUUGCAUAACAUCUAUAUCGUAGUACUACCUCAGAGUUUCAUUCAAAAACUAUUAAACCAUUGGUCAAGGAAAGCUUUAAUUAAUUAUUGAUGUGCCAAAGUUGAAAGUUUAAAAUAAGUUGACCCUAAACAGUAUUUUAGUGAUAAGGGAAUGCGUUGCCUUAUAUAAACUAUAUAGUCAUUGCGCAUGACGCGAUCAGCAGAAUGAGGUCACAGAAUGUGGAGAUGCAGUCCAUGUUAAAAAAGGACAAACCAAGUCGUACUUUAAAAAUUCAUAACUUAAAAACUACAACAGCUAAAAAUAUGAUUUUGGUGUUAUAAUUCUGUAAAAAAUUAGCUUUAUUCAACUAUGCUGUUACGCACUGACUUGUAUUGGGAGAAAUUAAUCUCCUAUUUUAAUUUUAAUUGGCUCGUUGUAAACAGUGCCUAACAAAGGACGAUACCAUAGAAUCAACAAUAUUAAAGAUACGACCCAAAACAGUUUCUAGUUACAAUUAAUAAGAUUUAUUAAGUCUUAAGAUAAUUACAAAAGAAAAGAAAAUAUAAUUACAAUCUUCAACUUACAGUAUGGUAGAUCUUGUACCGGUACACAGUUAACACAGUAAAAAUAAUGUGCCAAUAAAUAAUGCGAAAUAAACACAUAUGAGCACACAAAUACACAAAGAAUAAAACACGCCUCGUAAUGUUAAGAAAAUCUAUCUGAAAUCUCCGUCCCCUCGUAUCUGUCAAUCCUUUAUAUACAUGUAGCGUAAGACGCUUCCAGAAGGAUCUAUGACGUGUUGUUUACAUAUCUCGGGUUAAGGAGUACAUUCGAGAAGUUACCCAGAGACAUUCUACCCAAUGCCUAAUUGGAAGCCGAUUGUAAACAAGCUACAUCAAAGAGAUUUAGCCACGCCCACAACAGACGUUACUAUCUGUUAGGAGUGUACUAUGAGGUCGAGGAAAGUUCAUGCACAUGAAAUUGUGCUACAUAACAUAUGCCAUUGGAUUAUUUUUACAAAAUGUUUAAAUUUUUGACCAAAGUAUCUAGUUUAUGAAGGCAAUCAUUUCAUUCUAAUUCAAGUUUAUGAAGGCAAACAACUCAUCCACUUGUCAUGCUUUAAUUUAUUUCCAUUUCUCCAGACCAUUUCGAGCUUUAAACAUGGAUUUAAUGACUCCAGAAUGGGGACGCAUCAGUAGUCUCAGUAAAGGUGUCAUAUAUCACCAGGUGAGAAGAUCAGAACUUAACUAUCAAAUCAUCUUGAGCACAACUACAUAGCUGAUCAUUUGUUGUUGUUUUUUAUUUCAAUGGUUUGAAUCUGUGGGAGGUGUUCAGCAAGGGUUUGAUUAUUAGUCCCAAAUUUCUGGUGUUGUCAUUUGGCUCAACUCCAGGGGAAUGCAAAUACACUCAAGUUGACAAAAGGAUAAUGUCUUAAGUUUAUUGUUUUACUUGGUACCGUUUUGUUCUCUUGUCAUACCAUCUGAAGGUUUGAAAAAGUACCUGUCCAUAUUUUCAUUUAACUAGGGCAAUCAUCAUGAACUACAGAAAAUGACAGGUUGGUAUGGACCGAAAGUGCUCUACUUUGGGGACCACGUGUACAGUGACCUGGCAGUAAGUGAAGCUAGAAACUCAACUGUCAAAUGUUCAUUUAUUGCUGUACUAAAUACUCAUCUGAAACUCAACUGUCAAAUGUUCAUUUAUUGCUUUACUAAAUACUCAUCUGAAACUCAACUGUUAAAUGAUCAUUUAUUGUCCCCUACUAAAUACCCAUCUGAAACUCAACUGUUAAAUGUUCAUUUAUUGUACCGUACUAAAUACCCAUCUGACACAAGUGUUAAAAGUUCAUUUAUUGUACCUUACUAAAUACCCAUCUGUUCAUUUAUCCUUCUUUAUCUGAAAAACUUGAUGUUACAAUAUUGGACAAAACGAUACUGUGAUACAAAGCUAGAAGGCAUAGAGAUAUGAAAUCCAAAAACUGGUUUUGAGAUAUGGCAAAAUAAGAAUUAGUUUUAUUAUUUUUGUAUAAAUUAUUUUCCUUUGCUAAUUUUAUUUCUUUUUUUUUAAACCUGUUCUAGAAUAAUUCUUGUUGAUAAGUUUUCAUUAGACCCGUCUGAUCAAUUGAGAAGGACAUUGUAUCGUAUUUAUUUAUAUAUUUUCAAUAAUAAAGCAUUUUCUUGUCACUUUGCAGGAUCCAUCGCUAAAGUAUGGCUGGAGGACUGGAGCUAUCAUACCAGAGCUAGAGGUAACACAUUCAUUUAGCAAUUAGUGAUCCAAUAUCAAAAGAGUAGAAUCCAAGGUCUCUUUGUCUUUGCAGGCAGGUAUUCUGCAAUAUAUAUUAAUUAAAACGUUUACAUAUCCCAUUAUCCAUGUCUCAUCACUCAAUGUACACUACAGAUCUAGAAUUUACCAGAAUUUGGUAUUUAAUUGUUUAUUCGGUGUUGGUACACAAAUGUUCCAUGCUGUGCAAGUUGUGUGCAAUCAUGUACAGGCAGAGACACUUUGAAUGACUGGCAUUUCAGAUAAUCAGCAUUUGGAAAAUUGAUGCUCUACUGAAUAUAUAAAUAGUCAGCCUGACUUUCCCUGCAUUUGUGUGCUAGUUUCUCCUCCAAUACACACCUUAUAAUUCUACCCCUAAUUCUUGUGUGUUUAUCUAAAAACUCUUUUAUUCCUGGUCUCUUAAAUAAAAACACUCUCUCUCUCUCUCAUUCUCUUUCCCUCUCUUUUUCUCGCCUAGAUAAAAAAAUCAUUUUUUAAAAUAAUCUCUUGCUACUUGAUUUCGAACAAGAGAGUUCUAAUAUAUAGAUCAAUAGCUUCCUAGUUUGGUCAGUGAUUAGAGUUUGUAACUUGUAUCCUCAGAGAUUAUAAAAUAUCGUUACUUGCAUUUUUCCAGGCUGAAAUCAACAAACAAAAUUCUGAGGUUUACAAGUCGUCUGUCAGAUGGUUGGUGGCCUUACAACAUUUGAUCGAUGAGAUGCAGGUCAGUGGUGGUAUUCUAUAGGCCAGGGGUCGCCAAACCACGGCCUGCGGCCCGGAUCCGGCCCGCGACAUCAGUUCAUAAGCCCCUCCGACAGUACUUGAAUUUGCUUGAUAAAACAUAUGUAACAUGAAACAUUGUGAUACAAUUUAAAUUUAAAUAUUAUGUUUAGAGAGAAUACUAGGAGAUCUUCACACAUGCGGAGACCACCUGGCAGCUAUGUGCAUUAACUUUACCAUUUUCAAUUAUUGUAUUCCAAAUCUUCUUGUUUAUUUUAAUCAUUGCAAUGUUUGCUCAUUUUUUGCCAUCCUAAGUCCUUCCCUGGCUCGUAGCUCCGCCUACGCUCUUACGUUACCACGGUUAACACCCAUGAUUUACAUGGAAUACUAAACUUAGUUUUUUUCCCAGAGUUUUUGUUCUGGCUUACAAGUAUGGCACAGAAUGAUGAUGCGGCCCGCACUCAUCAUUUUGUCAGUUAUCCGGUCCGCGGUGAAAAAAAUUUGGUGACCCCUGCUAUACGCCACAGUAUAAAAUAAUAUGACAUUAAUUUUUUUUUUUUCUAACUGGCCAAUGAACCUUGAUGUUGAAAUUUAAAUAUGAAUAGAACUGUUAAGAGUGUAUUUCACACAAUAAGUUCUCAUCUAGUCAUCAAAACUGUUAGAGAAUCUAUUUGAUAUUGUCCUAAAGUUAGGGCAAUAAGUCAUAAAAUCAACCUAAGGUCAUGUAAAUCUUUUAAUGAAUAAUAAAAUUCAUUUGGUUAAUUUACAUUCUCACUGCAUUUAUUUUUUGCAAAGUAAAAUGGUUACAUAUCUCAUUUAAUGUAUUCUUCAAAUCAGCACUAGACAUCUCUCAUUUAAUGUAUUCCUCAAAUCAGCACUAGACAUCUCUCAUUUAAUGUAUUCGUCAAAUCAGCUCUAGACAUCUCUCAUUUAAUGUAUUCGUCAAAUCAGCACUAGACAUCUCUCAUUUAAUGUAUUCCUCAAAUCAGCUCUAGACAUCUCUCAUUUAAUGUAUUCGUCAAAUCAGCACUAGACAUCUCUCAUUUAAUGUAUUCGUCAAAUCAGUACUAGACAUCUCUCAUUUAAUGUAUUCUUCAAAUAGUGCCAGACAUUUCUCAUUUAAUGUAUUCUUCAAAUCAGCACCAGAAUUCACCUGAAUGUAAGGAGGUAAUAGAGUCUUGGAUACAAGAGAGAAAUGAAAUGAGGUGGGUACUUCAUAGACAGCCUAAGUUUAUUAACUUCAUAGACAGCCUAAGUUUACUAUAACAUCUUGCCAAUUUCUACUUCUGCCUGUUGUUAUUGUUGAACUGUCUCACAGCACAGAUCAUGUGACACUCCUAGGGACAAUCUACACAUGCUUACACAAACUACACUGUUUAAACAUUUGUAUUUAAGGCUGCGACUAUUCGCACCUGGAUACCAGAAGUGAGAUGUUGGGAUUAAAAAACUAUUUCAAAUAUUAUUGUUGGGUCUCUAAGGCAAUGUGAGGUAUCAAAUGAAAGAUAACUGAAUGGACUAUGUUUGUAAACUUACUUCUUCAGUGAAAUAAAUAAACUACCACAAAUGACAUCCGAAUAGCAUUCAGUCUAAUGGUACCCGGGUGCGAAUGGCAGCGCUGCGUGUCUGGGUACAUUUUGACUCAAUGCUAUUCGGAUGUCAUUUGCAGUAGUUUAUUUUAGUUAAACUGAAGAAUUAAUUUUACAAACAUAUAGUUCAUUCAAUUAUCUUUCAUUUGAUUCCCCAUUUUGUCUUACAAACCCAACAAUAAUAUUUUAAAUAGUUUAUUAAUCCCAACCUCUCACUUCUUGUACCCGGGACGAUUAGCCACUUCGUUUAUUUAAAACAAGAUUAUAAUUAACUUUUGACCACCAUACAAUUAUGGUCCAAAUUUUAGUUUAAAAAUGAAUUUUACUGUAAUUGACUACCAUGUUGUUGUUUUUUUUUUAAGUUUCAAGUGCUGUAAUAUUUCUUUGUCCAACAUCACAGGGUGUUCACCAAAUCACUGUUCAACCCACAUUUUGGAAGUUUGUUCCGGACGUACCACAAUCCCACUUAUUUCUUCCGCCGCCUAGCAAGAUUUGCUGACAUAUACAUGUCCAGUUUGACCAACCUGUUGAGGUACUCUACUACAUACACCUUCUACCCACAUCGCAUCUUGCUGCCCCAUGAACCCAGUGUUUACUCAAAGAGACCAAAUGUCAGAGAAAAUGGAAAUGAAGACUAGAAUAAUUUACAUACAUUUGCCAUGCAGACAUUACUUAUUUGAGAUUUUUACAUUUCUUAUGUUUUUCUGAUACACAGGGUGCUUUUGGGAAUAAAAUAAUAACUGAGUUUCAACUAUGAUUUCUGUAAAUGACACUGGUAUUUUAUUUGGUAUUUUAUUUUGAGAUUAUUUGUGAGAUGGAUGCGGAAUAAAGCAGUGAAUUUGUACAUAAUUAAUGAUGCUAAAAUAAAAAUAUUACCCUUUCAUGUAAUUAUUAUCAGCAGUUAAGCCUUAAAUUUGUUGAAUCUCAAAAGUUCUACCAAAUACUCACAUAUUAUAUGCAAAUCUAAAAAUCUUUAAAUAAAAUUUUUAUCCAAAAAUAUUGAUAUAUGUUUACAAGUUAGCAUAUCUUCAAUAUUUAAAUUACAUAAACUUUAGGGAGCUCUCCAAAAUUCAAGGAUUAAAAAAUGAUUGAAGUAUUAUACAUGAAAAACUAAAUUAUUAUUUAUAAGUCUUCUUCCAGACAUCUAAUGUUAACUGAGGUCAGUUCAUUGAGGUGUUAAAUAAUUAGUAUGACUAAGUGGUAGGCCUAAAUGAAAUUGGAAGUUGAGAGAAUAAUGAUGCAGAAGUCGCCAAAACAUUGUACAUUAUUGUCAUAAUAAUUAUUCAGAUAGAGAAAUCAACAAUCACUUGAGCUCAGAUUUCUACAUGUAGGAUAAUUUAUUAGGAUGUUAAUAUCUUGUUUGCAAUCCAAAGGUUGUGCAAUAAUAUGAUUAUUUUAUUUUCUGACUCUUGAGCAUGUGAUUUUUUUAAGCGAUUUCCGUAUGUGUGCAUGUGAAAUUUCAGGUAGAGCCAUCACACACUCUGGUUGUCAUAGGUCAGUAUUUGUACUAAAUCAGAACUAUCAGUAUUCUAGCUUUGCUCAAAUUGUGCACGUUAUUAAAAUGUUUAAUAGUUAACAGAAGUCAGUCUUCUACUGUGAUUCUUUGUAGAGCUGCUCAAUGUUUGCAUAAUUUAAUUCUCUGUUGACACUGGAAGUUAGUUUUCUAUUGUCUGUAUCAAUAAGUAUUUUAGCCCUGCUCAAGGUUCUCCCAAUGAUCUUGUAUUCUGAGAGACUUUGUAAUGAUCUUGUAUUCUCAGAGACUUUGUUAUGAUCUUGUAUUCUCAGAGACUUUGUAAUGAUCUUGUAUCCUGAGAGAUUUUGUAAUAAUCUUGUAUUCUGAGAGACUUUGUAAUGAUCUUGUAUUCUGAUAGAUUUGUAAUGAUCUUGUAUUCUGAGAGACUUUUUAUAUUUCUAGUUUUUAUUUAUUUUACACUUGAAUACAUUGAGAAUGUGAGUUACAUAUUCAAUUAGUAACAGCUGCUGUCCAUCUUUAGAAUUUCAGUUUAAACAAAAAUGUUGCUGAAACCUCAGUUACCAUUGGGUUAGAAAUAUGCAGCACAGAAACCAAAGAUUUGAGAUGAGGAAAAGUUGAAGCUGAAUAAUGAGAGUUCCAAUGACAGGAGUUCUUUUAAUGCUAUCAUGCUAUGGAGGGUGUAUCACCAAAACCCCGGAUGAAAAUGACUCAAAGGCAGACUUAGAAGGAUGGAUGAUGUGGAAAAAGAUCUACAGCAGCUGGGAAUCCAAGCAUGGAAAGGAAAAGCAUUAGUUGGGUCUGAGUGGAAGGAAGUAGUGAGGCAGGCCAAAGCCCUACAUGGGCUGUAGCGCCACAGGGAUGGAUCGAUAUCAAGCUAUAUUUAAAUAAUUCCAUAUCAACCUUUUUACUCAAUAUUUACUGACAUUAAUAUCGGCAUGAUAUUAUUUUAAUAAGAUUCGCUCUAGAUCUAAUUGCUUCCAUUUUCUCAUGACAGAAUAUUUUAUAUGGAAAGAUGUCUUAAAUUUUAAUGCUCUUGUUAGUUAUUGAUUACUAGCACAGGAAAAAUAAGUUUAAGAUGAGAAAAAAAGAAUUGUAUCCAAGCCUACCAAGUUCAAUUUUUGAGACUACUGAUAAAUAAAAUUAAUAGAUUUUUAAAUUCCUUGAGACUUCCUGUCUUCUCUGUAACUGAAAUGUAAGGUAGCCAUAACCAACUACCUCAAAGGUGCAUUAUUUGAUGUGUAAUGUAAAACAUGUUAAGAAAAAUAAUUUUUUUAAAGUUGCGAGUGAAUCACAUCUCUAGGGAUCAUGUUUACUGAAGGUGUUGCCCACUAAUUAAAUUAGAAGCUUUUGACCUGAAAUGGUUGGUUUUUUGGGGCGCAUAUCUUUGGGGGUUUCAGUGUAUUUGGUCAUUACUCAUUUAACAGUUUUACUGUAAUUUCCUUUCAGGGAUUUGUUACAUUUUUCUGUCUUUUUUUUUUGUCAGUGAUCAUGUUUUAUGAUAGCAAUCUCAGUGGGUGACAGACAUGAAAAAUUUAGACUGAAC